AUGGUGAGACGGCCGAUGAGCAGACCCCACCAGGAUGAACUGCCCUGUUUGGACAACUGGUUCCUAUCCCACCCUUCUGUGAGGCAUCACAGCCAGGAUGCUCCACUGCCUGAGGGCUCAUGGGGCCAGGACAGAGUGUCCAAAGGUGCCCAUGUACCGCCCACUGAGAGCAGCACUGGUCCAAUGGAGGCACUUUGUCUGAGGCAGGAGCAGACUGGGGCAGACUCCACCAGAGAUGCCUAUCAACAACGCUCCGGCCUGGAGGACUGCGAGAGGGAAAGAGGAUGA
Molecule: messenger RNA, 288 nt
Organism: Knipowitschia caucasica
Lineage: Eukaryota; Metazoa; Chordata; Actinopteri; Gobiiformes; Gobiidae
Source: the annotation of a GenBank genome assembly